AUGAAGUACUUCGUGCUUUCUUGGGUGGUUGCAGCUCUGUUGUCGACCACAUCGGCAUGGCCAUAUGACGAAUCGCUGGUUGACUACAACCUCAACGAGAAUAAGACUGCCACUAACCCUGUCGACUACUGGGGAGAAUGGCCAGGUCAUGAGGGCAAAUAUCAUCCCUCCCCAGAUAACUGGCGGUUCCCAUUCUACACUCUUAUGCUGGAUCGCUUCGUCAACGGCGACCCAACAAACGAUAAUAUCAAUGGAUCACUAUUCGAACACGACCUCACCUCCAACCAGAUGCGCCAUGGUGGAGAUGUCGCCGGUUUACUAGAUACACUGGACUACCUCCAAGGAAUGGGUAUCAAGGGGCUCUAUCUGGCUGGAACCUCGCUUAUGAAUCAGCCUUGGGGAUUUGAUGGAUACUCUGCCCUCGAUACCACCUUGCUCGAUCAGCAUUAUGGUACUAUACAGGUCUGGCGAAAUGCUAUUACCGAGAUCCAUAAGCGCGGGAUGUAUGUCCUAUUUGACAACACGAUCGCAACUCUGGGUGACUUGAUCGGCUUCGAGGGAUACCUCAAUACCACGACGCCUUUCUCCGUGAAAGAACACCCGACCACCUGGAAGAGUGAUCGUCGAUAUGUCGACUUCGACAUCGGAAACACUUACAACUCAACCUGCGACUACCCACGCUUCUGGUACGAGAACGGAUUCCCCGUCAACGAAUCGAUGACAGCUGGGCUGGUCGGUUGCUAUGACAGUGACUUCGAUCAAUAUGGCGACAUCGAGGCCUUCGGCGUGUUCCCUGACUGGGAACGUCAACUGGCAAAAUUUGCUUCGGUGCAGGAUCGUCUACGAGAGUGGCACCCUGUAGUCCGAAGUAGACUGAUCCGACACUCCUGCAUGGUGAUCGCCUCUCUCGAUAUCGAUGGCUUCCGCUACGAUAAGGCAACCCAAGCCACCGUUGAUGCGCUCGGAGACAUGUCCAACGCCUAUCGUGAAUGCGCCCGUGCCGUCGGCAAGGAAAACUUCUUUAUUGCAGGUGAAAUCACUGGUGGUAACACCUUUGGUUCGAUCUAUCUCGGUCGCGGAAGGCAGCCUAACCAGUUCCCGCCCGAUGCGAUUGCUGCCAUGAAGAUGACCAACGAGUCGGACGCGCAGUACUUCUUGCGGGAGGCUGGACAGGAAGCUAUCGACGGCGCUGCAUUCCAUUACUCGGUCUACAGAUCUAUGACUCGAUUCCUGGGUAUGGAUGGACAGCUUUCAGCCGGCUAUGAUGUACCAAUUGACUGGAUCAACGCAUGGAAUGAGAUGCUGCAGUCGAACGACCUCGUGAAUGCGAACACGGGGAAAUUCGAUCCUCGCCAUAUGUUUGGCGCGACCAACCAGGAUGUUUUCCGUUGGCCUGCUAUUCAAUAUGGCACUGAGCGACAGUUACUUGCCAGCUUCAUCACCACUCUGCUUCUCCCCGGAAUCCCUCUCGUCCUCUGGGCGAAGAGCAAGCAUUCUAUGUCCUUGACGCGACCGCGGAGAACUAUAUCUACGGACGAGUCAUCCCAGUACUAUCACUGGCCGAUCGACAAAGCUCGUGACGGUUGCCGCGAUGACACUGUCUCCUAUGACCACCGUGAUCCAUCCCACCCGGUGCGAAAUGUGAUGAAGCACAUGUAUCAAAUGCGCGAUGACUUCCCCGUUCUGAACGACGGAUAUUCAAUCCAGAACAUGUCAAAGCAGACCGAAGAUGUCAUCUAUCCUGGUUCCGAUGGAGUUCCCACCGAGACUGGAAUGUGGUCCGUCGUUCGAAAUGUCAAUCCCGACGUUCAAGAUCUUGGCUCUGAUGCGGACAACCAGCCAAUUUGGCUUGUCUACCAGAACGUCAACCGCACCAUCCACUACGAGUUUGACUGCAAUGACAAUGAUACUGCCUUGAUCUCUCCGUUCCCGACACAUACUCGAGUCAAGAACUUGUUCUACCCCCCAUGA
Messenger RNA from Penicillium chermesinum, 1971 nucleotides. Its product is annotated as alpha-1-3-glucan synthase. Gene Ontology annotation, cellular component: fungal-type cell wall. The transcript is spliced from 4 exons. NCBI's taxonomy places the organism in Eukaryota, Fungi, Ascomycota, Eurotiomycetes, Eurotiales, Aspergillaceae. Gene Ontology annotation, biological process: fungal-type cell wall (1->3)-alpha-glucan biosynthetic process. Gene Ontology annotation, molecular function: alpha-1,3-glucan synthase activity. The record is from RefSeq and is a predicted model, not a curated record. The coding region runs from base 1 to 1971 and encodes 656 amino acids.